Molecule: messenger RNA, 2538 nt
Organism: Hippocampus zosterae (dwarf seahorse)
Lineage: Eukaryota; Metazoa; Chordata; Actinopteri; Syngnathiformes; Syngnathidae
Product: ADP-ribosylation factor 6-like
Exons: 2
Coding region: 572-1099 (175 amino acids)
Biological process (GO): intracellular protein transport; vesicle-mediated transport
Cellular component (GO): cytoplasm
Molecular function (GO): GTP binding; GTPase activity
Source: RefSeq, a predicted model, not a curated record
AGGAAGUGGCGCCCGAUGUGGGUCCGCACCUUUUCCGGUAACACACAGCACCGCGGGGCCGAAGGCGGGGAGCGAGCGAGAGGGCUGAAGUGAAGCGAAAGAGUUGGGGGGAGAAACGGCCCGGGGGAUCGCGGGGAGGACGUUAGCCGCAAAGGCGGGGGAAAGACACAAGAAAGUCGGAUUAAUUAAUGACAUUUUCGGCGCCUUGUUCAGCUUCAUGUGCCGCUGUAGCAGAACGAGGGGGAUUCUGAAGCCGUUUUUCGGAGAAUUGCCAGCAGCUGCCGCACUACCGUGGCAGUGAAUUUCAUCGACAGGCCCCGGGGCAAGUGUAGACAAUCGGCGGCCAAGGAGGAAGUGAGAAGCCCGUGCUUUGGACCGGGCCUGCCUCAGUGGAAGAAGACGUCCAUGGAAAUGUGGAUUCUGAAGGGCACAGGUUAGACUGAAGCCUCCUCUCUGUUUCCCUCAAGGGCUAUACACCCACCCACUCAGGUCACAUCACCACACUGUUGCGUCCGAGCUUUUUUUUUUUUUUUAAUCGCCAUAAUAAAAGUAUUUAUGCACGAUAAACAAGAUGGGGAAAAUGCUGUCAAAGAUCUUUGGCAACAAGGAGAUGAGAAUACUGAUGCUUGGACUUGACGCGGCGGGCAAGACAACCAUCCUGUACAAGCUGAAGCUGGGACAGUCUGUCACCACCAUCCCCACGGUGGGCUUCAACGUGGAGACGGUCACCUACAAAAACGUCAAAUUCAAUGUGUGGGAUGUUGGCGGCCAGGAUAAAAUCCGUCCACUUUGGCGACACUACUACACGGGCACGCAGGGCCUGAUCUUCGUAGUAGACUGCGCUGACCGAGACCGCAUCGACGAGGCCCGCCAGGAGCUCCACCGCAUCAUCAACGACCGGGAGAUGCGCGACGCCAUCAUCUUGAUCUUCGCCAACAAGCAAGACCUGACCGACGCCAUGAAGCCCCACGAGAUCCAGGAGAAGCUGGGCCUGACGCGUAUCCGGGAUCGCAACUGGUACGUGCAGCCCUCAUGCGCCACAUCAGGCGACGGACUGUACGAGGGCCUCACCUGGCUUACCUCAAACUACAAAUCUUAACACCGCUCGGAGAUGCCGACGCCUCUCUAGCAAUUAUAUCCUUGUUUUAAUUCCCAUUUUUGAUUCCCACUCUUUAUUAGGGUUGCAAUGGUGUGGAAGUGUUCAAUUAAUUUCCAUGAGAAGUUAAGCUCAGAAAUUUUGGAAAUGCAGUGAAUCACCAACUCAUCGGUUUUUGUUUUGUUUUGUUUUUUGAGUGGAACCUAUCAAGUUCGUUAUAAAUAUUGUCUAAUGCCAUCUGGCAGUGUCUUGGUGCCAUGCAGCAAUGUUGAACAGAGGGGAGGAGCUUUGUUAAGUCAAGCCAUAGCCUUGUCUAAUAGAAAAGUACUCUGCUGCCAUCUUGUGACAACUGUUGGCAUCUCAAACUGGCGCGGGUGGACGUUACUCUUUGAAAUUUUUUUCCGAAUGAAUGUAAAUUUCAGUAAAUUAACUCAAAAUCGAGGGUAUCACAUUCAAUUAUUUUGUUACGCGGAUAUCACUCGUACCUCAAAUUUUGACCACAAAGCAAAAAUAUAAAUACAUAAUCAGACCAAGCGAGAACUUGAAAAACUAAAUUAGUGUGCUUGUAAAUCAAGGCCUGAAAUCUGAUUAGGACACAUUUCCCUAAAUUAUGUUUCAGUUCCAUAUAAAGAGCCAAACAAUGUUUUAAAUUCCGUCCUUUCACAUAUUCGCAGAUUUUUUUUUUUAUGCGUAGAAACCACUAUUCUUUUUCUUUUCCCCCACUUAUUUGUUAUUUGUUUUUUUUCGGGGACUUUUCUUUUUAAUUUUUCAUGGCACUUAUAAUGAGCAACCAUUAUUCACGGCAGUUGAAGUAGCGUGCUCCACUGUAUUCCCAUUAAUUUCCAUCGAAAGUUUCUACCCCACAACCCUACUCACUAUACUCCCCCAAAAAGAUAGUUUUUCUUUUUCUUUGCUUUGCUAUUAUUUGUCAAUUUAUCACCGUGACAUUGAGGAAUCUCGCCACGAGUAUUCCGGCUACAUAUCCAAAGGGUUGUAAGAGUCUUUUGAGGACAGAAUAUUUGCCUUUAUCAACAAUAUUUUCGAAGAAUGUUUUUUUUUUUUUUUUCCGUCCCCCCUGACCUCGACAACAACAAGUGAUUGUACACCUUUUGGAUGUUGGAUAUUCACACACUGUGAUAUGGAUCUCUAUUUUUUUUGCUCAUUGUCUCACAUUGAUCUUUCAUUUUUGUAGUUUCAGCUGCCUUAACACACGCACACCAAAAAGAAAAAAGUCAGGGGAGGGCUGUUCUUUGCUGCACUUGUUUAGUUUGACUGACCUUUUCGGACCCUGACAAAUGUUUGCCACCUCCAUUUUGGUGCUCAGAUGACCACAUGUUCCUCUUCAUCGUCAUUACAUAACGUUGUUUUAUGUCUUUGUUUUGUUUUGCUAUGCUGAUUUGAAGUAAUAAAAAAAAAAAAAGACAAACAUGAUUAUAUCCACA